GGAUUUAUAGUGCGCAUGCUCAGUCCCACGUGUUUCCCCGGUGCUGAUCAGAGGUGUGCGGGAGGCCCGGGUGCUGUGCGAUCCGUACGACAUGUUAUCGUUCUCUGUCCGCCGCUUGGCUCAGCCUUUGCGGAGAUGCUGCCAUGUUCGGGCCCAGCACACUCGAUCAGCAUCCCAAGUUGGGAACCAGUUAUGGAAUGGACAGGAGAGUCUGGCAGACAACGACCCAGAAAUGUGGGACCUUGUGCAAAAGGAGAAGGACAGGCAAUGUCGCGGACUGGAGAUGAUUGCUUCAGAGAAUUUUUGUAGCCGUGCAGCUCUGGAGAGGCCCCUUGGAUCCUGUCUGAACAACAAGUAUUCUGAGGGCUAUCCUGGAAAAAGGUAUUAUGGAGGCGCUGAGGUUGUGGAUCAGAUAGAGUUGUUGUGCCAGCAGCGUGCUUUGGAUGCCUUCAGACUGGACCCAGGGAAAUGGGGAGUUAAUGUGCAGCCAUAUUCUGGUUCCCCAGCUAACUUUGCAGCAUACACAGCCCUCCUGCAGCCACACGACCGCCUCAUGGGGCUGGAUCUUCCUGAUGGAGGACAUCUAACACACGGGUACAUGUCUGAUGUGAAACGUAUCUCAGCUACCUCAAUUUACUUUGAAUCCAUGCCUUACAAGCUUAAUCCAGGAACUGGGUUAAUUGACUAUGACCAACUAGAGGUGACCGCUCGUCUCUUCCGACCAAAACUCAUUAUUGCUGGGACCAGUGCAUAUGCGCGACUGAUAGAUUAUGCCAGGAUGAGAAAGGUGUGUGAUGAGGUGAAGGCCUACCUCCUGGCAGAUAUGGCCCACAUCAGUGGGCUGGUAGCAGCUGGUGUCAUUCCGUCACCUUUUGAUCAUGCUGAUGUGGUCACAACGACGACGCACAAGACUCUACGGGGGGCCAGAUCUGGACUUAUAUUUUACCGAAAAGGUGUCAAGUCUGUUGAUAAGAAAACUGGAAAAGACGUACUUUACAACUUUGAAGACAAAAUCAACUUUGCAGUUUUCCCUUCAAUUCAGGGAGGGCCGCACAAUCAUGCAAUUGCAGCUGUGGCAAUAGCUUUAAAGCAGGCUAAUUCUCCAAUGUUCCAUGAAUAUGCACUGCAGGUCCUAAAAAAUGCUAAGGCAAUGGCGUCUUCCCUACUUAAGAAGGGGUACACACUUGUCUCAGGAGGAACAGAUAACCACCUUGUGCUAGUAGACCUCCGGCCUAAAGGUAUGGAUGGAGCACGAGCGGAGAGGGUACUUGAGCUUGCAUCUAUAACUGCUAACAAGAACACAUGCCCUGGGGAUAAGAGUGCUCUGACUCCUGGAGGCCUGCGACUAGGUGCCCCCGCACUUACAUCCCGCAAUUUUAGAGAGACCGACUUUGAGAAAGUGGUUGACUUUAUUGAUGAAGGCAUUCAGAUUGGGCUUUAUGUGAAGAGCAAAACAUCCAAACUCCAAGAUUUUAAGAAUUUUCUCCUAGAGGACAAGGAGACGGUACAGAAAAUUGCAGAUCUCCGUCAGCGUGUAGAGAAGUUUGCUCGUGUCUUCCCCAUGCCAGGAUUUGAUGAGCGCUAGAAGUAGAUAGACGCUGAGAAGAAAGCUGCUCCAUUUUGCCCUAUGCAAUCUUUCUCUUGUCCAUUCUUUUUUGUUUUUCAUUAUUAAAGCAUUCCUUCAUACUUACUUUUCCUGCGUUUUUGUGGCGCAGCUUACUUCCAACAUUACCUCCCUAAAGGUGACCAUGAUUACAGUCUGAUUUCCACUCUCUCCUUUAGGUCAUAUAUUGUCCUCAUAUUACAUAGUUUUGGUAAUUCUAAAGGAGGUUGUACAAUCAGAUUGGCAUUUGGUCAGUUUAAUGCUAUUAAACAACUGUGGAUUCUACGAACGUAGCAACGGCUGUGAAGGUUUUAACAUUUGUAGACUGUUAAUAAAAGCAAUAACGCCCA
Molecule: messenger RNA, 1953 nt
Organism: Rana temporaria (common frog)
Lineage: Eukaryota; Metazoa; Chordata; Amphibia; Anura; Ranidae
Gene: SHMT2
Product: serine hydroxymethyltransferase 2
Biological process (GO): regulation of oxidative phosphorylation; protein homotetramerization; tetrahydrofolate interconversion
Cellular component (GO): mitochondrial matrix; cytoplasm; cytosol
Molecular function (GO): mRNA regulatory element binding translation repressor activity; glycine hydroxymethyltransferase activity; zinc ion binding
Source: RefSeq, a predicted model, not a curated record